AUGAUUUCAUCGCCCGGUAUUCAAGAUAUAAAUCGAUUUGAUCAACGAGAAGUAACAGCAAAAAUUCCAUUAAGUGAAAUACCAUUUGUGAUGAGAGCAUUAGGUUAUUAUCCAACUGAACAAGAAAUUGAAGAUAUGCUCAAUGAAGUUAAAUUUAGUACUUACGUUGAUACAAAAACUUAUGUAGAAAAUAUUGAUCUGAAUGAUUUUAUUAAAUUAUAUAUAAAUCAUCGACCAGCAUUUGGUCUUAAUCCAGCUGAUCUUAAUCAUGCGUUUAAUGUUCUAUGUAAUCAAUAUGAUCCUGAAGAUGGUCAACCACAAAUGAAUCGUGAAAAUCUUUUAUAUCUUUUACAACAAUAUGGUGAACAUAUGAGUGAUUAUGAAAUGGCUGAUUGUUUAGCAAAUUUACUUCAUUUGAAUAAUGAAUCAACAGAAAUGUUUGAUACAAUGAAUGCUGAAGAUGCUUCUCAAUUUAUUGAAAAUCAAUUACCGGAACAAGUAACAUUACAAACAUUUAUGGAAGAUUUAUUAAAAAUGCCAUCACAAUAUGUUGAUCAAGUUAUGUAUUCUAUUAAAACACAACAAAAACAGCGAUCAUCAUUAAUAGCACCAAAAGAGAAAAAGAGUCAAGUUUCGGUUGAACAACAAAAUCAACAACGUCAGCAACAACAACCACAACAACAACGUCUUCGUUCAGCUAUGACAUCAACAACACGAAGUACAACAUCAGCUUCGAAUGAUUCUUAA
Messenger RNA from Rotaria sp. Silwood2, 747 nucleotides. The record is from the annotation of a GenBank genome assembly. NCBI's taxonomy places the organism in Eukaryota, Metazoa, Rotifera, Eurotatoria, Philodinida, Philodinidae.